Messenger RNA from Cylicostephanus goldi, 771 nucleotides. Lineage: Eukaryota; Metazoa; Nematoda; Chromadorea; Rhabditida; Strongylidae. The record is from the annotation of a GenBank genome assembly.
AUGCCUACUGGAGUAGGAAGCGGAGCAGUCGCUGAAGAGAAGCUCGAGAAAUGUCCACUUUGCGAACGACGCGUCCCGGCUGUGAAUCUCACUGCACAUAUCCAGAACGAGCAUACCGGAGGUGGUGGAAUGUCUGUAGCACAAGCACCCGCAUCACCAUCGCUUGAAUGCAAGUUCUGUCCGUCGACAUUCAAAGAUCAGAUGGAGCUGCAUUUGCAUCAGAUCAAUCAGCACACUGUUGAGCUACUCCAACAGACGCAAACACAACAAAUGGAUGCGAAAAAAGCAUCGACUGAGUCGAACGUAUCCAUCCUGAGAUGUAUGCGAUGCCAAUAUACUACUCGUGAUCCACGGAAUCUCGAAAUGCAUGUGGAACGACAUGAGCGGAUGAAUGAGGCGACGAGAGAGGCUAUGAAAUGUCCGGAUGAAGCGACUCUCGAAGCCCAUGCCGCCGUUGCACACAAUGGCCUAAAUUUGACUGUUAGAAAAGAGAAGAAGGAUGAGAAUGAUUUGGAGCCAGACAGCGUAAAAUGUUCGCUUUGUGAAGUGAAAUGUCCGGACGAGGCGACUCUUGAAGCCCAUGCCGCUGUUGCACACAAUGGCCUCAAUUUGACGGUUAGGAAAGAGAAGAAAGAUGAGAAUGAUGUGGAAACGGACAAGACUGUAAAUGAGAGGAACAGUCAUACGGUUAGUCACUUUUUCGUGUUCAAAGAUGGGAUCACCAAAAAGGGGCCUGGCGUUGAAGAGCCAACCAAGGCUAGUCCCGCAUAA